Messenger RNA from Drosophila kikkawai, 903 nucleotides. It is a transcript of the gene Tspo, whose product is annotated as Translocator protein. Gene Ontology annotation, cellular component: mitochondrial outer membrane. The record is from RefSeq and is a predicted model, not a curated record. Lineage: Eukaryota; Metazoa; Arthropoda; Insecta; Diptera; Drosophilidae.
CGUGCACACAGAUGAAAUCACCGGCAAACAAAACAAUAUAGAAUACUGGAAGAAACCGCAGUCGAUAUUGCGACUCAUUUGCAGUGCAAACUCCUCCGAAGCAACACAACAACCAAGAAUGGCCGAUCGUCCGUGUGCUGGCAACGCUCUCCGCAUCGCCGGAGCCGUCAUUCUGCCCAACCUGGGCGGCAUCUACAAUGGACGGCUGACCAGGAAGCACCUCCAGAACUGGUAUGCCCACCUCAAGUUCCCCUCUUUCAAGCCACCCAAUUGGGUGUUCGCACCCAUGUGGACAUCCCUGUACGCGGGCAUGGGCUACGGCUCGUAUCUGGUGUGGCGGGAUGGAGGAGGAUUCUCGGGCGAUGCCCAACUUCCACUGAUGGCCUAUGGCACCCAGCUGGCUCUGAACUGGGCCUGGUCACCGAUUUUCUUCGGGCAGCAAAAUAUUAAGGGCGGUCUCAUUGACAUAGUCGCCCUGACGGCCACCGCCGGAGCUUGCGGAGUUCUCUUCUAUCGCGUGAACAAGGUCGCAGGUUUGCUCUUUGUCCCCUACGUUGCCUGGCUGGGAUUUGCCACCGCUCUGAACUAUGCCAUCUGGAAACUGAACCCCGAAAAGAAGGAACCUGCGUUGCUGGAGGAGGAGAAGCCCUCAAGCAGCCAUGCAGGCAAGGCGAAUUGAGCUGGAAAAGGGCCUGGAAAUGUUUUAAAAUCUAUUAGUAAUUAAGUGUCUUUGUGCAUUCAAAAUGUAAUUAGUUAUCGGGAAAAGUUAUAUAUGUAGUACCAGGGAUGGUCAGUACUUGGAUAUAUAUCGAUAAGUGAUCCAGAAAAAGAGCUUUAACAAAGAGCAAGCUCUAUUUGAAAAUUGUAUUUGUAUUGUAAAAUAAAGUUGCUAAAUUAAUUAAA